Solea solea (common sole) is the source of this 4118-nucleotide messenger RNA. It is a transcript of the gene mapk8ip1a, whose product is annotated as mitogen-activated protein kinase 8 interacting protein 1a. Gene Ontology annotation, molecular function: protein binding. The transcript has 12 exons. NCBI's taxonomy places the organism in Eukaryota, Metazoa, Chordata, Actinopteri, Pleuronectiformes, Soleidae. The record is from RefSeq and is a predicted model, not a curated record. Gene Ontology annotation, biological process: regulation of JNK cascade. Gene Ontology annotation, cellular component: cytoplasm. Bases 207 to 2321 code for a protein of 704 amino acids.
AGGCGGAAGGAGAAGGAGAAGGAGAAGAAGGGAUGAAUAGAAGGAGGUAGAGGAGGAGGAGGGCGGGGAGAGGCCUGAGCCGAGCUGAGGAGAAGCUGCAUCUGCCGGAGAACAGGAGGAAAGAGGAGGAGGUGAAGAAGAGGAGGGAGGAGGAGAGGAAGAGGAAGGUGCUGCUGUCUGAGGAGGAACCAUCAACCUCAGCUGUCAUGGACAAAUAUCGACCAAAAAGACCAACCACUCUGGAUCUGUUCCCACAGCUACCACCUGCUGGCACCCAGGAUUCCAUCAACAACAACUCUCUGGGAAAGAAGGACAGCUGGAAGGAGUCUCACUCUUCUUCCCCACAUAUCACAGCGGCUGUCCCUCCCUCAGACGUCAAACCUAAAGCAGAGGACAAAGUCCGGCACAGCACGCGGCGCCCCGCCCCCAAACCACCCACAGCCAAUGAGGGCAGAACCAAGAGUCAGGCGGUCACAACGGACGCACGCACGCGCCUGCGGGACAAACAGGCGUCUGUGUCCAGUAGUCCAAGGAGUCAGCGGAGAGGAGGAGGAGCUGGAGGAGGAGCUGGAGGAGGGAGAGGAAAAGGAGGAGCAGCAGCCAUGAUGAAAGAGAGGAGUACAGUAGACGUCAGAGGGAAGGACGGAGUGGCGACAGGGAGGGAGGACAAGAGGACGGGGAGACUGUGUGCAGAGUCCAGGGCCAAGGACAGGGACAAGAACUCGCUUCAGAGGACCAGAGACACCAACGCAGCCAAGAACCGAGGAGCUGAGGCCAGAGCGAAGAGAGGAGCCGCGGGGAGGACCAGCACCCUGCCGCCGGCCAGCCAGGAGGUUUACCUACCCGCCAUGGUGGUUCCACGCACACCUGUAGCACCCAGGAACCAGGACAAGAACCCAGAACCAGUCCAGAGUCACGACAGGAGCCAGGAUCCUGCUCCGGUUCUGUCCCGGUCCAGCAGUGAGGGCGGGUCCAACAGAAUGUCCCUCAGCUCAGACACAGAAGGACCUCCACCAGAACCGCUGCACCCCUCUGUGUCCAACAGAACCAACCCGGACAUCAGCGAAGAGGAGGCUGAGGGAGACCCCACCCACAACAGUCCCGCCCUCUGUGUGACAGGAAGUGAUCCACCACCACAAAUGGACUGUACCAAAUUGGAGGUGGAUGGAGACGGAGGGGUGUGUGUGUCGAGUUUGAACUAUGACUCGGUGAAAUACACACUGGUGGUGGAUGAAGACGCUCAGCUGGAGCUGGGCAGCCUUAAAGACUGUUUACACCGUCACCAUGACGACAAGGACGACAGUGACGCAGAGACGGUAUACCAGUCGGCCAACGAGGACGAGGAUCCCGAGUACGAGGAGGAGAGGAAGAGGACAGAGGAGACGAGGACGCAAGAAAGAAGAAAGGAAGAAGAGCAGCCGAGGAAAUGGAGGGAUGAGGAGGUGAGGCGGAGGAGGGAGGAGGAGGUGAAGAGGCGGCGCGAUGUCGUAGUUUCCAGGUUCUUCAGGACCAAGGUCACAUCACAGGACCAGGAGGCUCAAACAGGAAGAGGCGGAGCUACCAGGAGCAGGAAGUUCCUCAACCUCUUCACUGACAACAGCGGCCAUUACAGUGCUACAGGUGCCGGCUCAUUCAGCGUCUUCUCCUGUGUACUGGACGGCGUGGAGCGACCGCAGAGUCACAGAGCCGCCUACAGGUUUGUCCCUCGUCAUGCAGACGAGCUUCACCUGGAGACGGAUGACCCGCUGUUACUGCUGAGUCAGUCUGAGGAUCUGUGGUGUCAUGGUUACAACAUGAGGACGGGAGCCAGCGGCGUCUUUCCUGCGUUCUACGCUGUCAAGUUAGCCAAAGAGAACAACCAAGCGCACAGAGACGGUCGCGUCGAACACUUUCACGUCCGAUUCCUGGGUUCAGUUCAGGUUCCUGUUCACAAAGGCAGCAACGUUCUGUGUGCCGCCAUGCACAAGGUUGCAUGUAACAGACGUGCAGCAGCUCAGGCUCCGCCUCCAUGUGUUCUGGAGAUCAGUGUGAGAGGAGUGAAGAUCAACGUUCACGACCAGUGUCACUCUGACCACAGGGGAGAGCAGUGUUUUCAUUUCUUCCAGCUGAAGAACAUCUCGUUCUGUGGUUGUCAUCCUAAACACAGCAGGUACUUCGGUUUCAUCACCAAACACCCCGACCAACAGCGCUUUGCCUGUCAUGUGAUGAUGUCAGACACGACAUCACAUCCUCUCGCCAAAUCUUUAGGGAGGGCGUUCCAGCAGUAUAUUAAAGACAACAUCAGCUACUCCUGUCCCACUGAAGACAUCUUCAUUGAAUAAGCACUGAGUCAUGAUGACGAGCAUGUGAGCCUGGACUGCUGCGCUCAGUGUUUCACAGUACAGAGGUCACAUGAUCACAUGAUCACAUGAUCACAUGUAACAUAAAUCCAUCCACACUGAUAUAUUUUAUAGGAAAGAAUGAAUAUAUGCAACGACACAGAAACCAUGCAGCGGCGUCACGAGUCACAUUUUAUAAUUGAUUAGAGGGACACUACAGGUGUUUUUGAAGUGUGGACACUUUGCUACGAGUACGGAAAACAUGGCUGCCAGCAAAGACGCUUAACACAAACCGGAUUUUUAGCCACCUAACCAAACACUCGGCUAAUAAAAUCUAUGUCGGAUUGAGUCUACGAUAUCCAGGUCACAUGAUCACGUCUGUAUCUCCCUGUGAGACAGACGUCUGUAAACCACUCACUCUCCCACACCAAACCUCGGAGAGAAAACCAGUGAUUUUAACUGUGAGGACACAGGAGCUGCUGGCCCUCUGCUGCCUCGUGUGGUCACUUUGUGUCACUGAGGUCAAACUGAAGGAAGGAUUUCCAAUCCUGAAUAAUACAAAAUAAGACGUUUAAACUUAGUGACGGAGGCAGCAGUGGAUCGUGUGUGUGUGUUUUGUUAAAUCACUGGUUUUCUCUGUGGACUUUGGUGUGGGAGAGUGAGUGGUUUACAGACAUCUGUCUCACGUUGAGAUAAAGACAUGAUCAUGUGACCUGGAUAUCAUAGACUUAGAAGAAUGACCAAUAGGAGGCAAACUCUCUCUCUAAACUGGACAUGAUUGGUCAAAUUAUCAAAAGAAGAAGGAGGAGUCUAGUUUGUAAAACACUCACUCUCCCACACCAAAGUCCCCAGAGAAAACCAGUGAUUUUAACAUCACACACACACACACACACAUGAUCCACUUCUGCCUCCAUCACUUAGUUCAAAUGUCUGAUUUUGUCAAUUUGGCUUUUAAAAUAUUUCAUUUAGACUUAACUCAGUGACAUAAAGUGACCACACGAGGCAGCAGAGGACCAGCAGCUCCUGUGUCGCCCCAGCUAAAAUCACUGAUUUCCUCUCUGGACUUUGGUGUGAGAGAGUGAGUGGUUAAAUGUUGGAGAUGAACACAUGUUUUCAGCAUUUUUCAGUCUUUUUUACUUUGAUCUACAGUUGGACAUUGUUGACUUUGACGUCGCACUCAUGACUCUUCAGUGACGACACUCUCUGACCAAUCAGAGGCCGGCGUCUGUUGACUGGAACCUCUUCAGAGCAGGGACUAAAAAUAAGCCCCAUUACACUUACACGAUACAUUUUUAUCGACUCAUUUGAUCCUUGACAUUAAACUAUUCCGACUUAAAGGUUACAGUAUUAUGAAUUAUGGACCAAAGAUGACUUUAAGAUCCCAGAUUUCAUUGAAAGUUAAUCUGCUCCACCUCCUGACAAAAGAAGUGAGAAGUCAAUUAUUAUUAUUCUUUUUAUUGAAAAAAACAACAGUGCCUUUUUUUUCUCGGUUUGUGUGUUUGGUGAAGUUUUUGUCUCCAGUCAAACUCAGAUCCCUUCAUUCUUCAUUCCACUGCCGUGGAGUGUCGGUGUAUUCCAUUUACAGUCAGAACUCGGAAACUCGGAGCAACUUCCCCAACCCUGACAUGGGACUUCAAAAUGGCUGCUCGUACAAACUCUGCUACUUUUACCGUUUAUUUCACUUCUGUUGUGUUUGUUUCGCAGUAAAUACGGAACUGUUCAGCCUUUUAAAAUAAUAACAGCAGCUAACAGUGGCUAACAACAGUUAACAGCAGCUGUAACAGAGGCUAAUAGUGGCUG